Messenger RNA from Populus trichocarpa (black cottonwood), 1700 nucleotides. Its product is annotated as mannose/glucose-specific lectin. The record is from RefSeq and is a predicted model, not a curated record. The coding region runs from base 30 to 1367 and encodes 445 amino acids. Gene Ontology annotation, molecular function: carbohydrate binding. NCBI's taxonomy places the organism in Eukaryota, Viridiplantae, Streptophyta, Magnoliopsida, Malpighiales, Salicaceae. The transcript is spliced from 8 exons.
UCCAACAUUCAACAUAUUCGUCUAAGCAAAUGGCAUCCUUGGAACGAAUCAUUUCAUUGGGACCAUGGGGAGGUUUAGGUGGAGACCACUGGAGUUACAGGGCAAGCGGUGGGAUAACUGAGAUAGUCCUCCGUGUAGAAGGAAAUAUCAAGUCCAUUUCCUUCAAAGAUGCCAGUGGCCUGGUUUCUGGGACAUUCGGUGGCAGGGGCAACGACCCUAAUGACAGGGGUGAACAGAAAAAGAUUGAGAUCCAAUGGCCUUCAGAGUAUUUGAAAUCUAUAAGCGGAACUUAUGGAAGCUACAAAGGACUAUUAGUGAUCACUUCCCUAUCGUUCAUUACAAAUCUCACUACAUAUGGACCUUUUGGAACAGCUCCUGGUGAAACUUUCUCUAUCCCGAUAGCAGAUAGCGCCGUGGUUGGCUUCCAUGGGAGAUGUGGUUACUACCUUGAUGCACUUGGUAUUUUUGUGACACCGGCAAAUUCACAUGGAAGCAUUUCAGUUGGGCAAUGGGGUGGUCCAGGUGGAGAUCCUUUUAGUUUUAGGGUGGGAAGCUGGAUAAAAGAGAUAAUUGUUCAUGAAGGAACCAAUAUCAAGUCCCUCUCUUUCAAAGACGGCAAUGACCAAGAGUACGGAAAAUUUGGCGGCAAUAAUGCUAAUGACACUGGUGAAGAAAGAAGAAUCGAGAUCGACGGGCUUUCAGAGCAUCUAACAUCCAUAACUGGGACAUAUGGAAAUUAUGCUGGAAUUGUGGUGAUCACAUCACUAUCAUUCAUAACUAAUCUCACUACACAUGGACCUUUCGGAACUGCUACCGGCACUUCUUUCUCCGUACCAAUUGAAGGUUCUGUCGUGAUUGGAUUUCAUGGAAGAGGCGGCCACUACCUUGAUGCAAUUGGCAUCCAUGUGAAACCUAGGGACAUAGAAGGAACUAUCUCAAUAGGUCCAUGGGGAGGCCAAGGUGGGAAUCCAUGGAGUUACAUGACAAAUCAAGGUAUAAACCAGAUAGUCAUCAAUGUAGGAUCAAACAUUAAGUCUAUAUCUUUCCGGGACACAACUGACUUGGAUUCUGCAACAUUCGGAGGCAACAACCCCAAUGACAUUGGUGAAAGGAAAACUGUUCUUAUUAACUGGCCUUCUGAACACCUGAUAUCCAUAAGUGGGACAUAUGGCAAUUUCAGCACUUUAUUAACGAUCACAUCGCUGUCAUUCACUACAAAUAGGGCUACUUAUGGACCUUUUGGAACCGGUUCUGGCACUCCUUUCUCCAUCCCGAUAAAUAAUAAUACGGUGGUUGGAUUCCACGGAAGAGCUGGACACUACCUCGACGCCAUUGGCAUCUUUGUCAAACCAGAGACGACAAUCUAACUUCUUAUUGGAAGAAAUAAGUUGUCUUAUCUCUAAAAUAUCCAUGGAUACAAUGUCACUGCGUCGAUGCUUUGUUCAUGAUGUUGUUCUUAUAUGCUCUAAUAAUGUACGGAAAUAAAUGUGUUUUUGUUGUUUCUUAGUGUUGUUUACGAGGGCUUUCAUAGCUCUGUAAUGUGCUAGGUUUCUUGAUGCUUCGUUGUAUCAUGUAUCAAUAAAUAUUGCGACUUUGAAUAAAAGCAGGAAUAAUGGAAACCCUAUCAGUGGUUGAAAUCCCUUGGGAGGUUCUAAUUCUUGUAACUCGGGAGUUAUUUAUAUAGUUCCUGUUUGACUUGA